Molecule: messenger RNA, 1150 nt
Organism: Esox lucius (northern pike)
Lineage: Eukaryota; Metazoa; Chordata; Actinopteri; Esociformes; Esocidae
Product: C-C chemokine receptor type 4
Exons: 2
Coding region: 86-1120 (344 amino acids)
Biological process (GO): G protein-coupled receptor signaling pathway; chemotaxis; immune response
Cellular component (GO): membrane
Molecular function (GO): chemokine receptor activity
Source: RefSeq, a predicted model, not a curated record
CUGACUGUGAGAUUAAACUAUCACGCGCCUUACCACCAGCCAGAAGAUUUUCAGCUGUACAUCAGAAUUUAACAGAUUGGGCAAAAUGAACACAACUGAAGUCAACACAAUCAACUAUGCAGAUUACACUGACUAUCCAGAUGACGCCAGUCCCUGUAGCACUGACACCAGUCCAGUCAGAACGAUCAUCUACCAACCUGUUCUCUUCUACCUGGUGUUCACCUUGGGAUUGACAGGUAACAGCCUGGUGCUCUGGGUCCUCCUCAAGUACAUGAAACUCAAGACCAUGACAGAUAUCUGUCUGCUGAACCUGGCCCUAUCUGACCUGCUCCUUGUCCUCUCUCUGCCUCUUUGGGCCUACCAAGCCCAAGGCUACGAGUUUGAAGGGCACAGUCCAUGUAAGAUCAUGGCUGGGGUCUACCAGGUUGGCUUCUACAGCGGCAUCCUGUUCGUGACACUAAUGAGUGUGGAUCGUUACUUGGCCAUUGUUCACGCCGUGUCGUCAAUUAGAGCGAGGACAUUGCACUACGGAACACUUGCGAGCACUGUCAUCUGGGUAGCGUCCAUUGGUGCCAGCAUCCCUCAGGCCAUCUUCUCUGAGGUAGUGAGGGACGAUGAAGGCUUGACCUGCCGGCCACAUUACCCAGAGGGCACAGUGAGGACAUGGAAGUUGUUUCGGAACACAGUCGAAAAUGUCACCGGGCUCCUCCUGUGUCUGCCCAUCAUGACCUUUUGUUAUGUCAGCAUCCUCACUGUGCUCCAGAGGUCAAGGAACUCUAAGAAGGAAAGGGCCGUCAAACUGAUAUUCAUCAUUGUGGGUGCGUAUGUGGUCUUCUGGAUUCCUUACAAUAUUGUGGUGUUUCUCCAAACCCUUGAGAUCUUUGGUGUUGGGAGAAACUGUGAGGCUUCACAGAGGGCUUUUAUAGCUACAUGUGUGACGGAGACCAUUGCUCUAGUUCACUGCUGUGUCAAUCCAGUCAUCUAUGCUUUUGUAGGAGAGAAAUUCAGGAAGUGUUUGGGAACUGUGCUGUCUAGGUAUCCACUGUUCAAACAUUUCAGCAAGGACGCAAUGGUGACAAGCAAAGGAUCAGAAUACGAGACUUCUAACACGCAUGUGUGAUUGAACUGCUGAAAAUGGACAGAAGAAAUU